AGUGUGUGACGUGGUCACGGUCAGCCAAACAUUUUCUCGCCCUGCAAUCCGGCCGCUGCGGCUAUCCUGAAACUACAUCAUGUCGACCUCCCCACCCAAAGAGCCCGAUGUCGAACAAAGUGCACAGUCCGGUGAAGAGCAGGAUCAUAUGGAUCGCGAGCAAGAAGGAGCACAAGGCACUGGCCUCGGUGAAUUCGAAGUCAAAGAGCAAGACCGAUGGCUUCCCAUUGCAAAUGUUGCUCGAAUUAUGAAGACGGCUCUGCCGGACAACGCCAAAAUAGCCAAAGAAGCAAAAGAGUGCAUGCAAGAAUGCGUGAGCGAAUUCAUCAGCUUCAUCACGAGCGAGGCGUCCGAAAAGUGUCAACAGGAGAAGCGCAAGACGGUCAAUGGGGAGGACAUUCUAUUCGCCAUGACCUCGCUUGGGUUCGAGAACUAUGCCGAGGCUCUGAAGAUUUAUCUAUCCAAGUAUCGCGAAACCCAAUCCACAAGGGGCGAGAACCAGAACAGACCAACCAGCAGUGGCGGGUAUGGAGGCCCAGUCGGUGGCGGCAACCAGGGCAAUCCCGCCGCUGGUGCCUCAGGUUACGCCGGGCAACCCGAGAAUGCCAACGACAUAUUGAGCCAAGGAUUGAAUGCGGGCGAUCACGACGCAACCAGCGCGUACGGCUAUCCCGGCGCCGUGCCCACCGGCCACAAUGGCAUCUCCAGCGACAAUUAUUAGAUGUGGUGAGGAGACGUUCGAAGGCCAAGGUAGUCAUUGGCCAGCAGCGCACGAGAGUGCGACUUCUACCAGUUCCUCGAGCCAGGUCAGGCGGAGUUGUGGUUGGAAGGGAGGAGGUUUGAGUUCUAAUGCUGUAUACGAGGGAAGGGAUAGGAUGUGCACAUUUGGGUUCUUUGCAAGGGAUGAAGGCGGCUCUCUGAAUAUGGGCAUGGGCAAGUUCAUGCACGGCAUGGAUCUUCUGGACGGAACAACGGGACGAGUGAACAUUGAGGGGAAAUGCGGAAAGGAGGGAUAGAAGACUGAAUUCGAGGGCAUUGAUGUCAGAUGAAAGACGUCCUGAAGGUUGAAUCAUCAAUGCUGCGUUGUAUCAUAUUCGAACCAGUCUCGUUCCUCACUUCAGGCCAAGCCAUACCAAGACGAUUGUUACAUGCGCCCUUGAUAUACGUCGAUGUCUGUCUGUU
Messenger RNA from Exophiala viscosa, 1182 nucleotides. Its product is annotated as nuclear transcription factor Y, beta. The transcript has 4 exons. Lineage: Eukaryota; Fungi; Ascomycota; Eurotiomycetes; Chaetothyriales; Herpotrichiellaceae. Gene Ontology annotation, molecular function: protein heterodimerization activity; DNA-binding transcription activator activity, RNA polymerase II-specific; RNA polymerase II cis-regulatory region sequence-specific DNA binding. Gene Ontology annotation, biological process: regulation of transcription by RNA polymerase II. Gene Ontology annotation, cellular component: CCAAT-binding factor complex; nucleus. The record is from RefSeq and is a predicted model, not a curated record. Bases 80 to 721 code for a protein of 213 amino acids.